Gadus chalcogrammus (walleye pollock) is the source of this 3096-nucleotide messenger RNA. RefSeq names its product phosphoinositide-3-kinase, regulatory subunit 3b (gamma) (gene pik3r3b). The coding region runs from base 321 to 2564 and encodes 747 amino acids. The record is from RefSeq and is a predicted model, not a curated record. The transcript has 15 exons. Gene Ontology annotation, biological process: phosphatidylinositol phosphate biosynthetic process; insulin receptor signaling pathway. NCBI's taxonomy places the organism in Eukaryota, Metazoa, Chordata, Actinopteri, Gadiformes, Gadidae. Gene Ontology annotation, cellular component: phosphatidylinositol 3-kinase complex. Gene Ontology annotation, molecular function: 1-phosphatidylinositol-3-kinase regulator activity; protein binding.
AAUUCUGCACUGCAGUGGAUUUCCUCAGUGGACGCAAACCUUGGAACCAAAACCGUCAGCGAUCAGGUCUUUUUAGUGGUUUUCUACGGAUCUACUGUGUGCGCUCAAGUCGUCCUCAACACACAACAUCUCAGGUAGCAUCACAAGCUUCAAGGAGGCUCAGGUUUGACCUCAGGGAUCCCUUCCAGGAUUUUUUACUAACUCCAGUCCGUACAUAUCCACAUUUUAUUCAUCGAUAAACCCCCUCUUCCAGAACAAUUGUCAGACCUCUUCGGUGCCCAGAACUGUUCCCCUUCUCCCCAUGCGCCGGGGGGUUCGCCAUGGCGUCUGAGAGCUUCCAGUACCGAGCUCUGUUCGAGUACAAGCGGGAGCGCGGCGACGACAUCGGCCUGCAGCCCGGGGACACGCUGACCGUGGCCAAGGCCUCGCUGCUCCAGGCCCCCGCCCCAGGCCCCGGGCCCCCGGCCUACCAGGACGGGGACGAGAGGAGCCCCCGGGGGUGGCUGCACGGCACCAACGACCGCACCAAGGAGAAGGGUGACUUCCCGGGAACCUUUGUGGAAUACGUGGGCGCGGUGGUGCUGCGGUCCGGCCCGCCCUCCAGGCCCCGGCCCUGGACCCCCGGAGGGCCCCAGACCGCCACGGGGCCCCAGCCGCCCGGCGGGCUCUGCGCCUCAGGAGCUGAAGGGGAAGUGUGUGCUCUGUCUGAGCGGGCGGCGCUGGUGGUCCAGAAACUCAUAGAGGCCAUCGAGAGACAUGGUGUCGACAAGGAGCCCCUUUACGGACCCCAGCACGUCUCCAGUGGACUGCUUGACCCCAGACAGGCUGUUGACAAAGAGUCAGGAGAACUGGACCAGUACGACACCGGGACCCUCAUAGAGGCUCUGAGGGGCUUCUUGAUGGACCUGCCAGCCCCCGUCAUCCCCGCCACCAUCUACAGCGAGCUGCUGUACGCCGCACAAGACAGCCAGAGUAUGGAGGAGUGUGGCGAGAGAACAAAGAGGAUCCUGGACUCUCCCAGUGUUCCACGGGCCAACCACCAGCUUCUGGCCCAAGUCACCAGGCACCUGGCCAGGGUCGCUCUCGCCCAGACUGGGCAACACAGCCAAGCGAGCCCCAGGCUGCUGGGACAGGCCUUCUCAGGAUUACUCUUCAAGCCUACUCUCUUCAGCGCCGACAUGAAUCCUGAACACCAGGUCAGGAUUCUGGAGUCUCUGAUCACAGCUGGAGGUCUCAUGAAGACGCUGUCUGCCCCAGCUCUACCCCCGAAGCCGGCCAAGCCCCAGCAGACCCCCACGGUGGGGGGGGCGGACCCCAAGGAGGGGGUGGUGGUGGGGGGCUGCCUGCAGGAGGCUGAGUGGUACUGGGGAGACAUCUCAAGGGAGGAGGUGAACGACAAGCUCCGAGACAUGCCUGAUGGGACGUUCCUGGUCCGGGACGCGUCCACCAAGAUGCAGGGCGACUACACCCUCACCCUGAGGAAAGGGGGAAACAACAAGCUGAUCAAGAUCUACCACCGCGACGGGAAGUACGGCUUCUCGGACCCGCUGACCUUCUGCUCGGUGGUGGAGCUCAUCAGCCACUACCGGCACGAGUCUCUGGCCCAGUACAACACCAAGCUGGACGUCAAGCUCAUGUACCCCAUCUCCCGCUACCAGCAGGACCAGUUGGUUAAGGAGGACAACAUCGACGCCGUGGGAAAGAAGCUGCAGGAAUACCACAAUCAGUACCAAGAGAAGAGCAAAGAGUACGACCGACUCUAUGAAGAAUACACCAAGACAUCACAGGAGAUCCAGAUGAAGCGCACCGCCAUCGAGGCCUUCAACGAGACCAUCAAGAUCUUCGAGGAGCAGUGUCACACGCAGGAGCGCUACAGCAAGGAGUACAUCGAGCGCUUCCGCCGCGAGGGAAACGACAAGGAGAUCGAGAGGAUCAUGAUGAACUACGAGAAGCUCAAGUCGCGGCUGGGCGAGAUCCACGACAGCAAGGUCCGCCUGGAGCAGGACCUGAAGACCCAGGCCAUGGAGAACCGCGAGACGGACAAGAAGAUGAACAGCCUGAAGCCUGACCUCAUCCAGCUCCGCAAGAUCCGGGACCAGUACCUAGUCUGGCUCAAUCAUAAAGGAGUGCGUCAGAAACGAAUCAACGACUGGCUGGGGAUCAAGAACGAGAACACAGAUGAGGCCUACUUUGUGAGCGAGGAGGAUGAGAACCUGCCCCACUACGAUGAGAAGAGCUGGUUCGUGGGGGACCUGAACAGAACGCAGUCCGAGGACCUUCUCUUGGGGAAGCCAGACGGGGCCUUCCUGAUCCGCGAGAGCAGCAAGAAAGGCUGCUACGCCUGCUCCGUCGUCGUGGAGGGGGAGGUGAAGCACUGUGUGAUCUACAGCACGGCGCGCGGCUACGGCUUCGCCGAGCCCUACAACCUGUACGGCAGUCUGAAGGAGCUGGUGCUGCACUACCAGCACACGUCGCUGGUGCAGCACAACGACGCGCUCAACGUGCGCCUGGCCCUCCCCGUGUACGCACAAACGCAGAUACAGCCCUCCUCCGGACGCAGAUGAGCCCCCCGCAGCCCUCUGUAGCCCCCCAGCCACGAGGUCACCGCCCCACCUCCCCACACCAACGACCAAUGAAGACCCUUGUUGCCCCCCCCCCACCGGGAGGGGCGCGGUGUGAGGUGAGGGUAGGUGUCUGGGGCGGUGGUUUGAGUUGAUACGGAAUCAACCCCACGGCCCCGACACCGGACACCGAGAAGAAGCUAGAUAGCUAGGUUAACGAAGUGAAAGACUUGCUGCGUCACACACACACACACACACACACACACACACACACACACACACACACACACACACACACACACACACACACACACACACACACACACACACACACACACACACACACACACACACACACACGUAAGCCACCUUGGAGUUAUACAUAUAUAUUUUUACAAGAACUAUUUCGGAGGGCAUUCUUUCCUAAAGACUGCUUGAUUUGCACAAGGAAGAUUUAAUGUUUGUGAAUGUGAAGAGGCGACCGACAGAAGGAACAGGAGUGGGAGACGUCAGUGCAGAGACUCCAGAGUUUCAG